Molecule: messenger RNA, 2212 nt
Organism: Cyclopterus lumpus (lumpfish)
Lineage: Eukaryota; Metazoa; Chordata; Actinopteri; Perciformes; Cyclopteridae
Exons: 5
Coding region: 203-862 (219 amino acids)
Biological process (GO): canonical NF-kappaB signal transduction
Source: RefSeq, a predicted model, not a curated record
GUUUGAGUUGAGACGUCAUCGUAGUAAAAUGCGGACCUUGUUCAGCCGGGUCAGAGGAAGGUUUAUCCUCAUCAUCAGUAACUACGUAUGCACUUCCUGUUUGGAAUGAUCGAUGACUUAUAGGACACUCCUCAUUAAAACCUUUUAAAAGCAAAGAUGGAGCGACAUUGUGGAGCAAUCUGCAGAUCUCUGAGCUGGUGAGAUGGAGGAAGCAUACAGUGAGCUGUACCAGCAGUUUCUUCAGCUGAGGGCACUUUGCCUGAGACAGGCAGCUCUGCUCCAUCAACUCACGACCGCUCUGCAGAAACGGCAAGGUGACGCUGUUCCUAAUGGAGAGCUGAUUGAUAUGAUGUCCAUCCCUGUGCAGUGUACCCAAGAACUCGCUGUAUCUCUCCAUGUAAGGCCUCCCCAACUGACAUUCACAGUACGCAACCCUGCAGCACAGCGUGGCGUUGAUCGUCUCUCUCCAAACGCGGGGACUUUUUCUAAUCUCCUCGCUGAAGACAUGUCUAAGCUCUGUGUGGAUGUGCCUCGUCAGGGAAUGGAAGAUGGGCCGUUGGAGCAAAUGGUUACACCACUGUUAAGCUGGGACUUCAUGGGGUGGCAAGGAGCCUCUUCCAGUGUCUCAAAUCAUCCGGGGCACACAAAUCAUCAUAGCAGAGACAGGACAAAGCACACAGUGGGGAUGCCUUCGACAGACAGUCCUUCCCUGCCUAGAGACUUGCUGAAUCCAUCUGACGAGUUACUGAUGUCAGACGUGGUGUUGCAGUCUCACGUUUGUGAGUUCUGCCAGGCGGUUUUCCCUGGAGACGCUGCCACCAGGGGAGAGUUCCUACGCCACCUUUACACCCAUGUCACCUAAACUAAGCUGAACGUUCUUCUCCUACUGACAUUUGACUUGUGUCUUCAUGUGUUAUGCUGCCAUGGAACCUGUGUAACUUGGUUAACCUGAUCUUUUCAAACAACAUUGAAAUGUACUUACUCAUCAUAUAGUUUAGCGGUUUGCUUUAUUAACAGAGACUGAUACUCGCAUCCUUUUCUGUCUCUGAGAUGCAAAAGGAAGAGUGGAAAACUUCCCAUGAUUCAAUUGUAUGUGAAAGUAUUGAGAUAAUGUAUUUAUAAAGGCUGAGUUCACCCAACAAUGACAGUAAUGGACAGUGAGAUACAAUGUUGUGUUUAUAAUCUUAAGUAACUGUUUAAAAAGAUAAUUACAAAGAUAAUUAUAAAAACUGAAAUCACCAUAAAUUUAUAGCAAAAGUGGUGGGACAUCGACUGCUUCCUUGUUAAUCAAUCCUGCUCCGCCUUGCUGUUGUUUCCGACCUGUCAUUAAAUGGGUUCAGGAAGGACAUUUAUCUAACUUUAACUUUGUUUAGAUUCAAAUUUCAAAAUUUGUAUUGUUACAGUUUUGGGAUUUGGGAGAGAGUUCAUGUUUACUAACAUCUUUGGACUGUCUUAGACCACAGGAAUAUUUUGUAUGUAUUUUGUAAAUGGGCAUAGUUCCCCCAUAAAUCUAUUUUACUUUUUCUUUUUUGUAAUUUGCAGACUCCACAGACUAGAUCUGAAGAAAUAUCUAAAAUUUGAAUGCAGAUAUGCAGAGACUUUCUAAUUCUAUUAAUAGUCUUCCUGGUGCUUUUUAUAUGUUUGCUGUCAGCCAUUUAACUAAUCAGCUGUCUGCUGCUCAGCUCUGUGUUACUGAGGAAAACAGGGGCUAAAAAUAGACUAAAAGAUGUACCCUUCAUCUGCUGCCACAUUGACUGUUGCUCUUACAAUCACAGUACAGAACACCAACAUGGAUAAUAUGCUCUUGUGUAAUCAAAAAGAUAAAAGGAACCUUUCAUAUAAACAUCAGUUUGAGCAUCGGACCAGAUGUCUUUUAAAUUGGUCCUGUGGUGAAGGAGGUGAAAUUCAAUAUGACUCAAGAAGAGUCUACAGCCAGCAGUGCUUUGAACUUUUGAUGUUGAUAUUUACUAGCAUAGUUUAGCGCGUCAACUUAUAACAGUUGCUGAUUAGCAAUAAACACAAAUAGCUUUGCAGGAAUUCAACAAUAAACCAAAACGUUAGAUCAACAACAAUGUUACCUGACAUUUUUGAUCAUCCUCUGGAGACCAAGAAUAUCUCCACCUAAUUUCAUGACACUCCACUCUAUAGUUGUUGUUUCAAUAAAAAACAAAACUGUUGUCCUCAUGGUGGCGCAAGAAGAAAAGUCAAUGUA